Molecule: messenger RNA, 1362 nt
Organism: Lachancea nothofagi CBS 11611
Lineage: Eukaryota; Fungi; Ascomycota; Saccharomycetes; Saccharomycetales; Saccharomycetaceae
Source: the annotation of a GenBank genome assembly
AUGGGACUAAUUUCGAGAAUAUUUAGGCUUGGGAAAGGUGCUUCCAAGUCUUUACCCGACCAGUGCGAAUAUGCUAAAUGGAAUAAGGACCAGUUAAUCAAUAAGAUCAUCGAAUUAGAGGGAAUGAAUAAACGUAAGGCAGAAGAUGGUGAUGAGCGUGAGGGCCAAGUCUCUAAGAAACAGAAGCAUAGUAAGAACGAAGUCAAGAAGCGAAAGAAGAAAGACAGGACUUUUGAUUUCUCGAAAUACAACACCCGGUUUGUUGCUCUGAGAUUCGCGUACCUAGGAUGGAAUUACAAUGGACUCGCAAUCCAAAAAGAGCCAACACCACUCCCUACAGUCGAAGGCACUAUCCUAGAGGCAAUGAAUGCGUGCAAAUUGGUGCCCUCGAUGACACCUCAGGAGUACAACUUCAGUAGGUGCGGCAGGACUGACAAAGGCGUCAGUGCGAUGAAUCAAGUGAUAUCUCUGCGGGUCAGAUCUAAUUUGACUGACCAAGAGCAGCAAGACAAGAGCAAUGAUGAUAAGGAAAUUAAUUAUGUUCACAUACUUAAUCAGAUUUUGCCUGACGACAUCAGGGUAUCUGCCGUUUGUCUCCGUCCUCCAAAAAAUUUUGAUGCCCGAUUCAGCUGCGAGUAUCGCCAUUAUAGAUAUCUCUUCCACAGUAGUGGUCUAAACAUUGAAAGAAUGCAAGAAGCAGCACAGCUUUAUUUGGGCGAACAUGACUUCCGGAACUUUUGUAAGCUCGAUGGGUCGAAACAGAUCACAAAUUACAAAAGAACAAUAAAGCAGUCGUGUAUUAUAAAGCUUAACGAAGAAGUUUUCUGUCUAGAUCUCAUUGGGUCGGCAUUCUUGUGGCACCAGGUUCGCUGCAUGAUGGCAAAUUUAUUUCUUGUUGGCCAAGAACUGGAAAAGCCCUCAGUGAUUAGUGAGAUGCUGAACGUGGAGAAAGUUAGGCAAAAACCAAUUUACGACAUGGCUAGCGAUGUACCUUUGAUUCUUUACGACUGCAGUUUCCCUGAUAUGGAAUGGUCACAUGUGAUGCCAAAUGAGUUCAAAUCUUUGCAAUCAAACCGGAGAAUAUACUCACUUGCUCUAGAUUAUAAGCUAAAAUCAACAAUUUCUGAUAUUUUUGCAAAUGUCCUCUCGGUCUCUCAUAAUGAUUUGUGCGGUAAAGUCAGAAUCAACCUUGGUGAUGGUAAAGGAAAGGUUGUGACGGUCUACGAGGAGAUGCUCAAGCGAAAUGUAAUGGAUUCUGUGGAUACUGUUAAUCAAAAAUUUCAAAGGAGGAAGACCCAAAAAAAGAAAAACAAUGCGAAUACCAACGACACGCACUUACAAGGACAUCCUGAAGAAAUCUGA